CUCAUUCAUCUAUGUUCAGUCACACUGAGACGGCUUUGUUUGGUGUCUUGCAACCUAUCAUCAUGGAGACGACGAACAAAUUCCGGUCACUGCCAUUCUUCACCAAGGGAGAGAGAAAGAACGUAAAGCAUUAUGUGCUUGAGCCUCAUAUUGUCCUAUCAUUCACCUCUACCACUCACGCUGAUGAGAUGGGGUCGGCCGAGAUGCAUCGGGGAGGAUCUAGUCAAGUUUUUCAAGGCCGAGAUUCAUCCCGAUCAUCAUGACUUCAGCGAUCCAGCUCUAGAACCGAGAUUGCGGCAAAACACAUUCGCGGUUAAAUGUCUCAAUUCGCCAAAGAAGACACUCUUUCAAAAGGAGGUUCGAGUGUUGAAGAAAUGUAGUGGAGAAUCGCACUCACACCUAAUCUCACUUUUGGCGACGUACGAGCAAUUGAAUCGUUUCUACCUGAUAUUUCCAUGGGCUGAAUCCGAUCUCAUGAAGUACUGGAAAGUGCUAAAUCCGAAACCAUCGAACGCCGCGGAAACCAUGUUGUGGAUUGCUGAGCAGUGUCGAGGAAUCUCUGAUGACCUAGUAAGGAUCCAUGAAUACAACUCCUCCGAUCUUCAAGACAUGGAGGCGCAGCUUAGUAGCCAACUGCUGUCUCCGUCUGAUGCGCUCAAUCGAGACAAUCACGAGAGCGAUAAACGGCAGUAUGGUCGGCAUGGGGACAUUAAGCCCGAAAACAUACUCUAGUUUUGUGACACACGUCAAGGUGUUCUCAGAAUCUCGGAUUUUGGUCUUGCAGAGUUGAACAGCCGACUUAGUCGUUCUCAUCAACAUAGAAGUCAAGUGCCCAAUUCUCCCACGUAUCGACCACCAGAAUGCGACUUACGUCGGCGAAUCAUCAGGCAGUCAUACGAUAUUUGGUCUCUCGGAUGUUUGUUUCUCGAAUUCAUCACUUGGUUUCUCGGCGGCAAGGACUUACUCUUUGAAUUUGCCCGGAAACGAUGUUCGC
Molecule: messenger RNA, 994 nt
Organism: Colletotrichum acutatum
Lineage: Eukaryota; Fungi; Ascomycota; Sordariomycetes; Glomerellales; Glomerellaceae
Exons: 2
Coding region: 133-732 (199 amino acids)
Biological process (GO): peptidyl-serine phosphorylation; peptidyl-threonine phosphorylation
Molecular function (GO): protein serine/threonine kinase activity; ATP binding
Source: RefSeq, a predicted model, not a curated record